This is a messenger RNA of Fusarium vanettenii 77-13-4, 825 nucleotides long. RefSeq lists its product as uncharacterized. Gene Ontology annotation, molecular function: enoyl-CoA hydratase activity. The record is from RefSeq and is a predicted model, not a curated record. Gene Ontology annotation, biological process: fatty acid beta-oxidation. The transcript is spliced from 2 exons. Gene Ontology annotation, cellular component: mitochondrion. NCBI's taxonomy places the organism in Eukaryota, Fungi, Ascomycota, Sordariomycetes, Hypocreales, Nectriaceae. Bases 1 to 825 code for a protein of 274 amino acids.
AUGCCCUCGUGGAUCCAACACCCCUACCCCCACGUCCAAGACAGCAUCAUUAACUUCCCCCGCAAAAACAUCCUCCAAGUCACCCUCAACCGCCCAGAACAUCGCAACUGCCUCCCUAUAGAGGCAACCAUUGAACUUGGAGCCUUGUGGAAAUGGUACGACGCUGAGCCGGAGCUGCGAUGCGCGGUCCUUACAGAUGCUGGCGACAAGGCGUUUUGCUCGGGGAUGGAUUUGAAGGAGAGGCUUGGCAUGGUCAAGUCGAAGGAUGUUUCGCUUGAGUUUCCUUCGGGCGGCUUUGCUGGGAUGACGAAUCGGACAGGCAGGAAGCCCAUUAUUGUUGCCUGCAACGGCCAUGCGCAUGGUGGUGGCUUUGAGAUCGUCUUGAAUGCCGAUGUCAUCUUUGCCUCUCCCAACGCAACAUUUCGGCUGCCAGAAGUCCUCCGAGGCGUCUCUGCUCUUGCAGGAGCGUUACCCCGAGCAAUGCUUCUCUUUGGCAACCACCGGUGCAUGGAUCUCAUCCUCACUGGUCGGGUGUUAGGCGUCGAGGAAGCAGUUCAAUGGGGUCUUGUCAAGGAGAUUGUGCCCCAAGACAAGCUUCUAGAAAGGGCCUUGGACUAUGCAAGUGAGAUUGCCAGUCACAGUCCCGAUAGCGUCAUCAUCUCAAGGUUGGCCGCGAGAGAGGUGUGGGAGACGGGUGUGAGUCGAGCGACCAUGAGGGGCCAAGAGCUCUGGGGCGAGGCAAUGCUGCGAAGCAAGAAUGCGAGUGAGGGUUUAGCAGCAUAUAAAGAGAAGAGAGACCCAAAGUGGUUUCCUUCACAUAUUUAG